Molecule: messenger RNA, 2385 nt
Organism: Struthio camelus australis
Lineage: Eukaryota; Metazoa; Chordata; Aves; Struthioniformes; Struthionidae
Gene: RUNDC1
Product: RUN domain containing 1
Source: RefSeq, a predicted model, not a curated record
CCGCUGGCGCCCGGCCUCGGCGACGCCCCGAGCGAGCGAGAGAAGCAGGAACAAAUUGAGGUCCAGAAGGAAAAGCAGAGAGAGCUGAUCCUGCAGCUCAAGACGCAGCUGGAUGACCUGGAGACAUUUGCUUACCAGGAGGGCAGCUAUGAUUCUCUGCCACAGUCUGUGGUUAUGGAAAGACAGCGGAUGAUUAUAGAUGAGUUAAUAAAGAAGCUGGACAUGGACUUGAAUGAAGAUAUUGCAACACUCUCUCCAGAGGAGCUGCGGCAGCGCGUGGAUGCUGCCAUAGCACAAAUUGUUAAUCCAGCCAGGGUGAAGGAGCAGCUGGUGGAACAACUCAAGACACAAAUAAGGGAUCUUGAAAUGUUCAUCAACUUCAUUCAGGAUGAAGUUGGGAGCUCUGGUAAGGCAGAAGAUGGACACUGUGAAUGUUCAGGAAAAAAAGAUGGCAGUGGCUCCUACAAAUCAAAUACGCGAUCUUCUGGAAAUAGAGUGAAUCCAGAAGAUGCCAGAAAGAUGCGAGAAACGGGCCUGCACCUCAUGCGUCGCAUGCUUGCUGUUCUACAGAUAUUUGCUGUUAGUCAGUUUGGUUGUGCUACUGGUCAGAUUCCUCGCACUCUCUGGCAGAAGGACCAAGCCAACAAGGACUAUUCCCCCUUAAUUAAGAAACUGGAGUUGUCUGUAGACCGGGUGAGGCAGCUAGCAAUGAAACACCAGCAGGAAGAUCACGUUAUCAGUUACUCCAGCAUGCAGGAUAUUCCCUUAGGAGGGAGAGAUGAGCUGACUCUAGCUGUGCGGAAGGAGCUGACCAUUGCUUUACGAGACCUGAUGGCUCAUGGGCUCUAUGCCUCCUCUCAAGGAAUGAGCCUGGUGUUGGCGCCCAUUGCGUGCUUAAUUCCUGCGUUUACAUCGUCACCGCAGACCAUGCACCCCUGGGAACUCUUUGUGAAGUAUUACAACGCUAAGAACGGACAGGCCUUCAUGGAAUCCCCGGCUCGUAAGCUCUCCCAGUCCUUUGCCUUGCCUGUGACGGGAGGAGUCGCUAUUACCCCCAAACAGAGCCUGCUGACAGCGAUUCACACGGUUCUCACUGAGCAUGAUCCCUUCAAGCGCAGUGCAGACUCUGAACUGAAGGCCCUAGUGUGCAUGGCAUUAAAUGAGCAGCGCUUGGUCUCCUGGGUAAAUCUGAUCUGCAAAUCUGGAGCUCUGGUACAAUCUCACUACCAGCCAUGGAGCUACAUGGCAAACACGGGCUUUGAGAGUGCGCUCAACAUUCUCAGUCGCCUGAGCAACUUGAAGUUCAGCCUCCCAGUUGACCUGGCUGUCCGGCAGCUGAAAAACAUCAAAGAUGCUUUUUGAUGUAUUUUUAUUAUAGAUCAUCCACUUCCCUCGAGUAGGCAGCUGCUGGGCUCAAGAAGCCUGGCUUUUUUUAAAACCAGAUUUGGCUCUUUGAAAUUGAUAUUUGCUUUUUGGGUAAUCUUAUGGUGUCUUGAUGCUGGAAAUCUGUGUUUUACAAGGCUGCCAAUGCAAAAAUGCUGGAGGUUGGGGGCUGUAAAGCCCCUCACCUUGCCCUGUUUCUGCAGCUCUGAAGAGCAAAACUGCUUCACUGAUCAGCAGAUGCCACUAAACAUUGAAUGUAUUGGGCUAGCUGCCUGGAAUGUACCAGAAGCCUGUCCAAGGGAGAAGGCCCUUCAGAGUACAGUGCAGCUAGCUCCUGUGCUGUAUCUGCAUGAUUGUUUCUUAAAAUCUGUGAUCUAAGUGAUGCCACUGUGAGACAUCUCUCACAGGAAGAGUUAGGCAAUCUGAUGGAUGCUUGGCAGCAGUACUUUGGCUGCUUAGGCUUGAUGGGUUGCCUGGGGGUGAGUGAUUUGCUCUUCCCAGUGUGAAUGUUGAAGAAAACUGGGGGCAAAUUCUGCUUAGCCGCAGGUUCCUGUGAAAGCGUACCUUCUAAACGAGUGGCUCCAGAAGUCCACAGAAACGGUGAUGUUCUUCAGGCUGCCAGGUGAUGGGACUGACAUUCAGGUUGCUUUGUGUAAGAAUCCCAGAGCUCCGGUUUGACGCCUGUGUGCAAACAUCGCGGUACCAGGAGCCUGGUGUUUUACAGCAGGCGCAUUAAUUGCUGUAGCAAGCGUAUGUGCGGGACGAAUCCUUUUCCAGUUACUACGUUUUAAUUUGUGUUAGACAUUAGCCUUUGGUGCUGCAAGUAUGCUAGCUCACUCGGCUCUGUAAUAUUUAUAAUCAGUUGCAGGAUUUAAAUUUAUCUGUAAUUGCUGGUCUGUGGUACAGACGGACUUCCUCUGUGCUUCUGUGUAACAGCAGAGCUUUCUGCUGAGGGCGAGCUGUAUCGUUGCGACGAAAUCCGAAAUGAAAUCGAGAAAGCUG